AACUAAAAAAAACACACCAUAAAUUCCUUUGAUUCCCAUCCCCCACCCCCCUUCUAUCUAUAAAGAGCAGCUCCUUCACAUGUUACUUCCCAUAACACACACACACAAUCCUAUUCCUUAAACCCCUCUCCCUCUCUCUCUCUCAUAUAUCAACUUCACACUUGCUAAAGAACCAUGAAGGAAGGAGGGGAGAGGAGAUAUGCACUCCUCCUCGCCGCAAAGGACUCCGAAUAUGUGACGAAGAUGUACGACGGCUACUACAACGUCUUCGUGCAAGCCUUCGGGGACGAGGGCGAGAGGUGGGACUUGUUCAGGGUGGUGGAAGGGGAGUUCCCGAGCGCCGAAGAUCUCGAAGCCUACGAUGGCUUCGUGAUCAGCGGUAGCCCUCACGACGCGUACGGCGACGACGGUUGGAUCUUGCGGCUUUGCUUCCUUGUGCAAACCUUGGAUGCAAUGCAAAAGAGAGUGCUAGGAAUUUGCUUUGGACACCAAGUUUUAUGCCGAGCUUUAGGCGGUCGGGUCGGGAAGGCGAAUGGAGGGUGGGAUGUUAGUAUAAGGAAGGUGAUGAUAAUGGAGGAUUUGCUUCAAUGCUCAUCAACUUUUGGUGCACUUGAAGAUAUACCUCAAUGUGCCAUGAUCAUUGAGUGCCAUCAAGAUGAGGUGUGGGAGGUUCCAUUCGGCGCGAAGGUGCUCGCGUACUCGGAGAAAACAGGCGUAGAGAUGUUUUGCAUCGGAGAACACAUACUGGGCAUUCAAGGCCACCCCGAAUAUACGAAAGAUAUCUUGUACAAUCUCAUCGACCGUCUUGUUAACAACGAAUUGAUUGGAAGGGAAUUUUCUGAGGAUGCUAAAGCACAGGUGGAAGCAGUUGAACCUGAUACUAAGUUCUGGGAGUUGUUGUGCAAAUGCUUCCUCAAGAGGAGAUAGGAGAGAGAGAAAGAGAGAGAGAGAGAGAGAGAGAGAGAGAGAGAGAAUAUGUACCUUUUUUUUUUUUAAUUUGCACUAAUGUUAAUGCUUCCCAAAGUAUUAACAAGAUACCAUAGUUAUCUCUUGUGCCAUGCAUGUUAACAUUUUCAAGUUUCUCAUAAUUAAUAUAAAUCACUAAUUUGGGUCAAUUUCAAAUUUGCUUUUCUUAA
Molecule: messenger RNA, 1136 nt
Organism: Ananas comosus (pineapple)
Lineage: Eukaryota; Viridiplantae; Streptophyta; Magnoliopsida; Poales; Bromeliaceae
Product: gamma-glutamyl peptidase 5-like
Exons: 4
Coding region: 175-927 (250 amino acids)
Cellular component (GO): cytosol
Source: RefSeq, a predicted model, not a curated record